Molecule: messenger RNA, 891 nt
Organism: Verticillium alfalfae VaMs.102
Lineage: Eukaryota; Fungi; Ascomycota; Sordariomycetes; Glomerellales; Plectosphaerellaceae
Exons: 3
Coding region: 202-732 (176 amino acids)
Biological process (GO): intronic box C/D snoRNA processing; tRNA 5'-leader removal; nuclear-transcribed mRNA catabolic process, RNase MRP-dependent
Cellular component (GO): nucleolar ribonuclease P complex; ribonuclease MRP complex
Molecular function (GO): RNA binding
Source: RefSeq, a predicted model, not a curated record
CCGCAAUCACAGUACACCCUGCUUCGUGCACACGCCCUCAAGGCUUUCGUCCGAGAUCGAUCUUAAAACAACAAGUAAACAAAAUACGCCCGGGCUGCCGAAAAUAUCCCUGCUGCUCCUGUAACUUGGAGACGAGGAUAAUUUUCGCAUGCGAACCAAUCACUAUACAUCCAACCCACGACACAUAUACCGCUGCCUACCAUGGCGCCAAACCCACCAGAAUCUGGCCGCAAAACGGCCAGCACCAUCCAGCUGCCUUACCGUCAUGAGAAGCUGCCACGACUCGCCGAAGGCUCCAAGAUCCAGAAGCGUGCGAUUCCCCGCCGCCAACAACCGGCCUCGUCCAAUGAACGCCUCAUCUAUGUUUCGUCAUCGACACCGUUCAUGUCCGUCGUCAAACGUGUGCGGAAGCAACUUGAUCGGUCGCUUCAAGACCGGGCUCCAUCUACCAAGAAACUGAGUCUUGCCCAACGUGUCAAUCUCCUGAAUCGAGACACCAGCACUGUGGGCGAAAGCAAUUGCGAGGUGUUGGUACUGGGCACAGGAAAGGCGAUUGAGAAGACCCUGAGCGUGGCCAGCUGGUUCGAACAACAGCCAGACUGUCAGGUACAAGUGAGGACACGGACAGUCGCCACCGUGGAUGACGUUGUGAUGGAGGGUGAUGAGUUUGGAGGAGACGAGAGCCGAGUACGGAAAGUGAGCUGCCUGGAGGCUGCUAUCACACUGAAAUGAGAGAAAAAACGCAGAAUGAUGUCAACGACCGCCAUGAUACCCUACUCUGAUGACCCCGCGAGGGGCCCGCGAUCGUAGCUAGAGCCGCGGAGCCCUGCCGCAAUACGUGCAUACUUUAUAUCUCGUCCUUCGGACCAGAAUGUUUACCACUUGAAUCCU